AUGACUGGGACAGACGCAAAGCAGGAUCACGACGUCGCCCAUCUCGAGAGACGCGGAUCAGACAGUGCAGACGGGCUUCCCGUGGCCAAACAGCAAAUUAACCAAGACCAACCCGACAUUUACAUUGAGGCGCUCGCGCGAUAUCCCAACGAUGAGUCGAUUGAUGCAGCGGAUGAGAAGCGCUUGGUGCACAAGCUGGACAUGCGCAUCCUGCCUCUCCUAGGCAUUUGCUACUUCUUUUAUUACGUCGACAAGACAACACUAUCGUACGCGGCCAUUUUCGGCAUCAAAGAUUCGCUACACCUGGGAAAGUCGGAGUACUCGUGGCUAUCCAGCAGCUUCUAUUUUGGCUGGCUGAUCUGGGCGAUCCCUUCCAAUCUCAUCAUGCAGCGAAGCCCCGUGGCGACAUAUCUGUCAUUCAACAUCUUCAUGUGGGGAGCGCUGCUGAUGGCGCAGGCGGCGGCGCACAACUUUGCCGGGCUCGUCGCGCUGCGCAUCCUGUCGGGCGCGUUCGAGGCGAUUGCGGACCCUGCAUUUAUGCUCAUCACAUCCAUGUACUACACGCGCGAGGAGCAGCCGAUGAGGAUUUCGGCGUGGUACAUGUGGAACGGCAUUGGUGUCGCCGGCGGAGGUCUCAUCGGCUACGGAAUCGGCCAGAUUCAAGGCGCGUUGGUCUCGUGGCGCUAUGAAUUCAUCAUUGUCGGUGCCUUCUGCGCGUCCUGGGCCAUUGUCUUGUUCAUCGCUCUGCCAAACUCGCCGCGCACCAUCUGGGGCUUCACGCAUGAGGAUAAGCUCAUCAUGAUUGCGCGCGUGCGCCGCAAUCAAACUGGCAUUGAACAGCGCCGCAUAAACUGGAAGCAGAUUAAAGAGGCAUACCUCGACUACAAGACGUGGCUCUUCACCUUGCUCGGGUUCGUCGCCAAUAUUCCCAACGGUGGCAUCUCCAACUUCUCGACACUCGUCAUCAAAGGCCUUGGUUUUGAUACGGAGGAAACGGCACUGCUGGGCAUCCCGCAGGGUGUGCUGGUCGUCAUCUGGAUUGGUCUUGGAGCGCUGGCAAACAAAUACAUGCCGGCCAACAGCCGAACGAUUGUGUGCAUCAUAUUUAUGAUGCCUACGAUUGCCGGCGCAUUGGGGUUCCUUCUUGCGCCGCACGAUGCCUAUGUUGGGCGCUUGAUCUGCUUCUACCUCACUGGCUCAUACCAGGCCGCAUUCGUCAUUUCUCUUUCCCUCAUCACUUCCAACACAGGCGGGCAGUCGAAAAAGAUGAUUGUGUCUGGCAUGAUUUGGUUUGGUGCAUGCAUCGGCAACAUCAUCAGCCCCUUCUUCUACAAGGACGACCAGGCGCCGUCGUACCAGCUGGGGAUUGGAUCACUCUUGACGGCAAACUGUAUUGAGGUUCUCUUGUUCUUUGUCUUCCGUUAUGCAUUCAAGUGGGAGAAUAGAAAGAAGGAGAAACUACGCGCUGCAAUGCAGGAAACCAGUGAAGGGGUCGCAGCUCUGAAUGAGACUGCGUUUACGGAUAUGACGGACAAGGAGAACCCCAAUUUUGUCUAUGUUUACUAG
Akanthomyces muscarius is the source of this 1566-nucleotide messenger RNA. RefSeq lists its product as uncharacterized. The record is from RefSeq and is a predicted model, not a curated record. Gene Ontology annotation, cellular component: membrane. The transcript is spliced from 4 exons. Bases 1 to 1566 code for a protein of 521 amino acids. Gene Ontology annotation, biological process: transmembrane transport. NCBI's taxonomy places the organism in Eukaryota, Fungi, Ascomycota, Sordariomycetes, Hypocreales, Cordycipitaceae. Gene Ontology annotation, molecular function: transmembrane transporter activity.